AUGCAAGCUACCAGUCAGGAUAAGUCAGAUGCUCAAAAGAUUUUGUUAGCUAUUUUGAAUCCAAUUCAGGUUCUUUUGAAUUUUAACCUUGAUAUCGACGAGUUAAAUGUAAAAAUGAGGAUUAUCGCCGUUUUUAUUUGUAAACUACUAUUCAUAUGCUCCCCAACAUUUACGAAUAUAACCCAGGCUACGGCUCAUGCAUUGGAUGAUUAUCUAAUGGCUAAUAUACACGCUUAUGGAGUGACUAAUGAACCAGGCACUCCUACAGGUUUUUUACAGAAUGGUAGACGAGUUACCAGAUCCACCGAGUUAGCAACGAAUUAUGAUAUCGGUCGCGGUUGGUUGAAUUCAACUUAUGCUGUCGCUGGAGUAUAUGAACGACCUUUGUAUAAUGGGGUGAGCCAUUAUCCUAUUUAUGGCGCACCGCGUGAUCCACUUCCUGUAAAUGGGAUCAUUCGACAAGAAGAUCAAGUUGGCGCUUUGCCAAAUAUUUGGAAUGUCAUUAUGGCAAUUGCAUCAUCGGUGCGGCUCAUCAUUAAUGAAGCUCUCCCCACUUAUUUCUCUGCAUAUCAAGACUCUUAUGUUACUUAUCUUCUCAGGUUGAAUACAUUCAUUUUUCGUAAUUAUGAGCACAGGCUUCGUCUUCCUUAUAAUUCCAUAGUUCCACUUCUCAUUAAUCAUAAUACAAUUUGCGGUCCUCCUCUUAAUUUUACUGUUUCAUUGAAAUCCGUGGUUCAUUUUUUCUUGAAUCUUCCAUCAUCUUUUAGUGCUGAAGGCAUGGGCAUAGGAGGGCUCACAAAAGUGAUUCGAACUUGUAGUCAGCUUGUUAUAACAACUUUCUUUGAGGGAUAUCAGGAAAUAAUUCGAGUGCCACAUCAUACACCGUAUUCGUGCGCACUACGUGCUCUUUAUGUCGCAUUUCAUCAAUAUCCUGAGUGGUUCGGCGCUACAAACCGCGUAACCUAUGCUUUACGUCCUUAUGAGCUACCCUCCAAAGACAGAGCUACCAGAGUCGCACGUGGAGUGGUUCUAACUAAUUCGGUUGUAGGACCAUCACGACCAAUGGUUUUCCAAGAAUGGCGCGUACACCUAUCUCGUGGGGGCUUAUUAUUUAUUUUAUAUCAAUCACGUGAUUCUCUCCCAUCUAUUACCCUCGAUUGGUACAUUCCUUAUCAACUGCAUGUGUCACCUAUAAUGCCGAAACUGCCUGUACCCUUUACUGUAAAUCCUGAUGCUAUUAAUUCAGCUCGUUCAACCAUUACAUUCGGGUCAUUUACUGAGUUUCAUAUUACGAAUGUAGACGUUGAAGCAUCCGUUGAUACAUGGUUAGUGAACGAUAUGCAGCAUAAGUUCAUGAUAAUCCAUAAUGAUAGCAUGGUUAGAAGUGUCCCAUCAGCUGGACUGAACAAUAUGGUACGUAGAGUCAACACCACUUCUCACGGUGCCGUCGAAAUAGUUUCUAUGCCUCAAUGGUUUGAGAAGAUGUUUUUAGAUUCUAAGUCAAAAAGUCAAAGUACUCCUAAGUCUGCCGAACCGAAAGACGAUAAUGCUCCCGAGCGUUCC
This is a messenger RNA of Brenthis ino (lesser marbled fritillary), 1563 nucleotides long. Lineage: Eukaryota; Metazoa; Arthropoda; Insecta; Lepidoptera; Nymphalidae. The record is from the annotation of a GenBank genome assembly.